Hippocampus zosterae (dwarf seahorse) is the source of this 2084-nucleotide messenger RNA. RefSeq names its product synaptotagmin XVI (gene syt16). Lineage: Eukaryota; Metazoa; Chordata; Actinopteri; Syngnathiformes; Syngnathidae. Bases 197 to 1918 code for a protein of 573 amino acids. The record is from RefSeq and is a predicted model, not a curated record. The transcript has 6 exons.
AGCGGCUGUUUGGACUUCUCAGGUGAAGGCUGGGAAGCUGUCCUUUUCCAGGGCCCGUGAAGGCGUCGCGGUUGCUCGACACUUCCGGGUGUGCGGCCCGCGCCGGAAAGUCCCGGAUGUCGCUUCUCUCCCGAGGAGUGUGACCCGGGGAGACCGGAGUCGCAGCCUCUCGCCCGCCCGCUCGCCCGUCGCCGCCAUGGCCCCCGACAGUUGUCCGUUGGUGUGGUCUGAUCGGUGCGUGCUUGUGUGCCCCCUCUUCCUCCCGCGAGCAGUCUCGGCGGAGGCGGUGGGCUUCCUGUCGGCGGUGGGCGUGUUCAUCGCUGCCCUGGCGCUGGUCUUCCUCUUCAUCAACAAGAUGCUGUGCUUCUCCAGAGUGGGCGGAGCUCCGUGUCUGGAGCGGAGCCGGCGCUCCCGGAACCGGCGCUCGCCGGGGCUCCGGCAGGGCCUCGUCAGGAGCCGCGGCGCGGAGGACGACGGCGGCCCAUCUUCCUCGGACAGCGACAACCGGGUGAUGAAGCAGUUCGAGAUCUCGGUGUCGCGGGCGCAAAGUUUGCGCGGGGAGCAGCCGCCCGGAGGCGCCGGGGGACGCCGCCGCGACAAGCCGCCCGGCGCUGGCCUGUCCCACCGCCAAGACGAUUUCCCGCCGGCAGUCACGGAGGCGACCAAUCGACGCGAACUCCCUAAUGAGCCGGAGGAGGGGCCCUCGGCACCGGAGCGGCCUUCGGGGGCGGUCACGCAAGAGAGUCCCGCCCCCUCCGUCGGCCUCCCGCCAAUCACGAGCGUCGCCUCGGAGGACCUGGAGGCGGGGCGCCUGCCAAAUGGCGUGGGCUCCCCCGCGUGGACGUCUCAGGAGCCCCGCCCCAGCGACGCCGCCCCCCCGCCGCCGACCGGCCCGCUCGCUCUGCGCCCCGUCUCCAAGUGCUGUGACCUGCUGGUCUCCCUGCAGUACCGGGCGGCCGGCGAGAAGCUCCUGGUCACCGUGGUGUCGGCGCGAGAUCUUCCCGACCGGCGGCGCAGCGGGGCGGACGCCUGGCAGGUGCACGUGGUCCUCCUGCCGGCCAAGAAGCAGAAACACAAGACUUCGCUCAGGCGGCCGGGCCCGGGUCCCGACGGCGGGCCGGCGGCGGCGGCGGCGCUCGCCUUCGGCCAGACCUUCACCCUGACGCGCGUGGAGGCCUCCCGGCUGGCGGCGUCGGCGCUGCGCUUCCGCAUGUACGCCCUGGAGGGCAGGAUGUCCCGGCGCCGGAUGAUGGGCGAGAAGGUUCUGCCCCUGGCCGGCGUGGACCGGGCCGGAGGAUCCGUCGACGUGCUUCUGGCGCUGGCGCCCGGCGGCGGCGACGUCAUGGUCGCCGGCGCGACGGGCGCUUCUCGUCGCCUUCGCUCCGCGUCGUCGGCGUUCCCGCGGGCUCCCGACUUUUGUUCUCGCCAGAGCGCGGACGACUCGGAGCGCAGCCUGGCCGGCGACGACGCGUCCUCGCUGGCGCGCGGCGCCGACGCCCCCGAGCUCCUGAUGGGCCUGUCCUACAGCGCCGCCACCGGGAGGAUGUCAGUGGAGAUCGUCAAGGGGAGCCGCUUCCGCAACAUGGCCGCCGGCAAACCCCCGGACACGUACGCCCGGCUGACGCUGCUCAACUCGGUGGGGCGGGAGAUCUCCCGCUGCAAGACGUCGCUGCGGCGCGCUCAGCCCAACCCGGUGUACAAGGAGACCUUCGUCUUCCAGGUGGCCCUCUUCCAGCUGUCGGACGUCACGCUCGUGGCCUGCGUGUACGGCCGGCGCGGCCUCAAGCGCAAGGAGAUGAUCGGCUGGGCGGCCCUGGGCCAGAACAGCAGCGGCGAGGAGGAGCGCCUCCACUGGAGGGACAUGAAGGAGGCGCGUGGGACUCAAGUGUGCAGGUGGCACGUCCUGCUGGAGGCCUGACGCCGGCUUUGCUCCGGACGCAAACCGCAACUUUGCUCUCUCACGAGAAUCCAGUUUUUCUUUGUUGUUGUUUUUUUUUUUGAAAGUCGGUAGCAGCCGCGUGUUGUGAUGAAAAUGAAUCCGAAUGAGAUUUUCCUCUGAAUCGCAGGGCCGCUCGAUUCCUUUU